UCUUUUUUAUUAUCAUUAUUGUUUAAUUAUUAUCUAUUUCAGGUUGAUCCGUUGAUUUAUGUGUUUGUGAGCACUUCGAUUUAAGCAAACUUUUAUAAACAUAUAUAUUACUUCACAUUACGUGGAAAAGUGUCCACCCUGGAAUACUAUAAGUCGAAUUUAGAUAAUAGUAUCGGGGGAAAAUGUCGGAUAUCGGAAAUAAGGAUCAGACAUCUGGUGAAGCGGCAGAGUUCACAAAUAUUUUAUUAGAUCCAGAUAAACCAACAAAAAAGAAAGUGCCCAAAAGAGUUUUGCAUUUCAGCGAUGGUAUUUUGGAGGAGUAUUCCUCUGAUGAAGAUGAAGACAAACCUCCUCCAGAACCACCCGUGGAUCCUAAAACAUUAACCUGGUUUCCAUGGUUUUGGCAUUAUAUUGUUACAGUUGCAAGUAGGACGUUGUCAGCUGCAGACCUAUGCGGAGAGAAACUUGCUUGGUUCUUUGGAAUAACAUCACCUAAAUACCAAUAUGCAAUUGAUGAAUACUACAGACUAAAGGAGGAGGAAGAAAAAGAAAAAGCACGGAUGGAAGCGGAAAAUACGACAGAGUUAUCAUCAGUUGAUGUGAAAGUGGUGGAAGACAAAAAUAAUGAUUCAGUUGUUCAGAAAUACUGAUAAUAUUAACUUUUACAGGGCCAUUUUUUUUAUAAUGUGCAGAUUGUUGAUACAUGUACAUUUUUAAUUAUUGUUUUAACUGGGAGAAGAAGAAAAGUUGCCUUUGAAAAAUAUGUAUGGCAGACAUGCUAUUCACACAAAAUCUGGCAUGCAUAUAUAAUAUCAACACAAAGGUAAUUCCAUUAAAUGAUUAAGUGUGUUUACUUGGCUGACAUGUUGAAAUAAUCAUUUUUCUUUAAUGACCAUAAAUUUGUACAACUUAUUAGUUCCCUACCGGUACAACCAGUGGGGACUAUAGAUUUCAUCUCCAUCCUGUCUGCCUGUCUGUCCGUCUGUCCAUCUGUCCAACUGUCCAACAAAUAGGUUUUUUUACAAUGUCUUGAGAUAUUGAGCGGACAUUUGGCAUGGAUUUUUUAUACGUCCAUCUAUGAUUGGUCAUAUUAUGGUAUGGCGAUGUCCGUCCGUCCAUCUAUUAACUUUUUCUUGGACCAUAUCUUGCAUACAUAUGCAUACAGGACCAUCAAAGCUCACAUGUAGGAACAACUUAAGAUG
This is a messenger RNA of Gigantopelta aegis, 1202 nucleotides long. RefSeq names its product protein FAM177A1-like. The transcript is spliced from 5 exons. The record is from RefSeq and is a predicted model, not a curated record. The coding region runs from base 183 to 650 and encodes 155 amino acids. Lineage: Eukaryota; Metazoa; Mollusca; Gastropoda; Neomphalida; Peltospiridae.